UAUGUUCAGUAGACAAAACUCAGACUGCAUGUUCCAUGCAUCCUUUAUUAGUUAUCUGCCUGGGGAUGAGGCUACACAUCUUCUGGCUUUGUAGGUUGCAAAUUCAGUGAGAAAAUAAAACUUGUGGUAAUAAUUAAAGUAUAUAUAUUUCCAAAAGCCAUCAUGUCCCAACUGCAGCAAGGAAUGGGAAUGCUCAUCGCUACCUUUCAUAAAUACUCUGGCAAGGAGGGAGACAAAUUGACUCUUUCCAAAGGAGAGCUAAAAGACCUGCUCAACGCCGAGAUGGGAGACAUUCUUGGCAAAACCCAAGAUAAAGUGGCACUGGACAAGAUACUUAAGAACCUAGACGCUAAUCAGGAUGGUACCGUGGACUUCCAAGAGUAUAUCACCCUUGUGACCGGCAUUACCAUGAUGUGCAACGAAUAUUUCACAAAAAACCAUAACAACCAAAACAAUGCAAAACACACACCAAUUGUUUUUGUAUAUUUUUUUGUUCCUUCGAUAAACAGAAAGAAAUGUUUGCCAUCUUACAAUGAUAAAUGCAUGAAACAGAUAAUUGUUUGAAAUAAACUAUUUUAAUACGAAUUAAAGACAGGCUGUGUUGAAUAAAA
Molecule: messenger RNA, 611 nt
Organism: Tachysurus vachellii
Lineage: Eukaryota; Metazoa; Chordata; Actinopteri; Siluriformes; Bagridae
Product: ictacalcin-like
Exons: 2
Coding region: 163-564 (133 amino acids)
Molecular function (GO): transition metal ion binding; calcium ion binding
Source: RefSeq, a predicted model, not a curated record